This is a messenger RNA of Besnoitia besnoiti, 675 nucleotides long. Its product is annotated as SAG-related sequence SRS22I. The coding region runs from base 1 to 675 and encodes 224 amino acids. Gene Ontology annotation, cellular component: membrane. The transcript is spliced from 2 exons. Lineage: Eukaryota; Apicomplexa; Conoidasida; Eucoccidiorida; Sarcocystidae. The record is from RefSeq and is a predicted model, not a curated record.
AUGAAGCUGUCUCUUGCGUGCCUCGGCGCUGCUGCUGCCAUCGCGCUCUGCUUCCGGGAGGCCAGCGCCGUCCGCCAAGCAACAUCACACUCGCAAAUGGAGAGCGGGUCGCCGACUGAGCAGGACGGGGUGCCAACAUGCGAAAAGGCGGAGUUGCCUCUGUCGAUCUCGACAGCCAACGGGACAGCAGCCUUCAAAUGCGCGAAAGACAGUCAGCUUAGUCCAGUGUACCAGCAGAACGAAGCGGACCAGCAGGUGUAUAUCGGAGAUUCGGAAAAGAAGCUUUCAGAGGUUCUUAAAGGAGCAACGCUGAAAGAAAAAUCGACUGCUGAAGACAACGUCGAGAAGGAAAGGGUGGUGUCGUCGCCACACGCAGCGUCACAGCCGGUAUAUUCUCUAUCCGUUGCUGAGCUGCCUGAGCAGGAGAAGAAAAUAAUGUUCAAAUGCACAAAGAAGACGCAGGAAGCGGAGAAGAGGCAACCAACAGAAGAAAAUAAUACAGUGUGCACAGUCACUAUCACGGUGGCUUCGUCAGCUGCAGAGAAGGCGUUCGCUGUUCACAGCAGCAAUCCGGGCGGCGUCGUACCAAACUGGCACUCUGUAGCUGAAGUUUCCUUCCUCAGCUCCUCCACUAAGGCUGGCCGCACAGUCAGUAUUGCGCCACAAUUUUUCUAG